This is a messenger RNA of Pygocentrus nattereri (red-bellied piranha), 2317 nucleotides long. Its product is annotated as ATP-sensitive inward rectifier potassium channel 1-like. Lineage: Eukaryota; Metazoa; Chordata; Actinopteri; Characiformes; Serrasalmidae. The record is from RefSeq and is a predicted model, not a curated record. The coding region runs from base 211 to 1314 and encodes 367 amino acids. Gene Ontology annotation, molecular function: ATP-activated inward rectifier potassium channel activity. The transcript is spliced from 3 exons. Gene Ontology annotation, cellular component: plasma membrane. Gene Ontology annotation, biological process: regulation of monoatomic ion transmembrane transport; potassium ion import across plasma membrane.
GACAGAGUGGAAACAAGUGAGAAAGUAUUGAGAGACUACAAACAUUUACUUUUGAGUUUUGCUGCUCAAGAAUGGAAAGAAGAGAAACUAUUGGCUGAUUUUUGCAAUCUGCAACAGUUUCAGAGGAUCUUCUCCAUGAGACACUGUGACUUCUGGUUCCUAUCACCACCAUUGUAAAUCUGAGAAGCUUGAGCUCACUGCACAUUGAAAAUGAAGUUCCUCAGAAAAUACUUGGCUGAGCGCCGGAUUCAGAAGAACCGCCUGGUGACCAAAGAUGGCCAUUGCAACAUUGCAUAUGUCAGUGUGAGGUAUAGCAAGCUCUUCAUCUCUGUUCUUGAUUUCUGGACCACAUUGAUGGAGAUGCGCUGGCGUUAUGUCACCCUUCACUUAUCGGCCUCUUUCGUGUUCAGCUGGUUCAUCUUUGGACUUUUGUGGUAUUGGGUUGCCAUUGCUAAUGGCGACUUAACCUGGCAAAACCCACCUGCUAAUCAGAGCUAUUGUGUAGUGAAUAUGUUUGACAUGACCGGUGCUUUCCUCCAAUCCAUAGAGACCCAGAUGUCCAUUGGCUACGGCUUUCGGCUCAUCACCCCAUACUGCCCUAGUGCCAUCACUGUCUUCACAGUUCAGUGUGUCUUUGGUACAAUAAUAAUCUGCUUCUGGUGUGCCGUAGUUAUGACUAAAGUUGCCCGGCCCAAGAAAAGAGCCAAGACCAUCAGCUUCAGUGAGAAGGCUGUAAUCUGCGCCAAACAAGGCGUGCUCUGCUUGCAAAUACGAGUAGCCAACUUGCGCAAAAGCUUGACCAUUGGGAGCCAGAUCUACGGUAAGCUGCUUAGGACGACCGUCACACCUGAAGGUGAAUCCAUCAUCAUGGAUCAGAUUAGCAUUGAAUUUAUGGUGGACUCUGGGAAGGACAACUUAUUCUUUGUCUGCCCUUUGACCCUCUACCAUGUCAUUGAUGAAACAAGCCCAUUCUUCCACAUGACGGUUGAUAAUCUGCAGCACCAGGAGUUUGAGCUGGUGGUGUUUCUGGAUGGCACAGCUGAGUCAACUAGCUCCUCCUACCAGGUCAGGACUUCUUACAUCCCUCGAGAGAUCAUGUGGGGUUACCAGUUCCUCCCCAUCAUCUCCCGCAACAAAGAUGGAAAGUAUUGUGUAGACUUCUCCAACUUCUCCAAAGUGGUUCAUGUAGAUACUGCACCCUGUGCCUACUAUUAUCACGGGGAAAGCAACGUUCACGAUACAAGUGCCAGUACUGAUGAUGAGGGGUUUCAAGAGAUGGAAAAAACUGACCAAUCUGGUGCUUCCAACAUGUGAUGCAUUCAUGUUUAUCAUUGGAACCAACAUACUUGCUCUGUAACUGUGGGGCAUGGGAAAAAAAACUGCUUAGUUUAAUGUUUCAAUAGAAAGUUACAUUUUUAUGGUGUAUACAAGUUGUUUAUGUAAAUGUAAAAUGUUAAUUCAUGCUUUGCUUAGCACCUUUUGACCUAGUCAACAUCUAUGAUAACAAUGUCAUUGUAAUUUAUUCUGGCAUCCAAAAUAAUAUGAAUGGAGCAGCUGGGAAAGUAAGGUAUCACUUAGGGCCCCCAGAUGGUCAGAAAAUGCCUGAUAUUGCCAACCACCUUCUUGUAGUGCUGUCAUAAAUGAGCAUUCAUGCCUUCAGGAGUCUUAAAAUCCUUGCACUAUUGCUAUCCUUCAGAACACCAAUAUGAAAGCAACACAUCUACAGAUAGCUGUGUAUAACAUGAGUGUAUGAUGAAGGGGGGGCAUGAAGGGGACAUGUUCUCUUCAAUGUUUGAAGGCAAUGAACUGUCCUCCCCAAUAAUCUGUUCCCAACAUCUGUAUUUGCUUUUCAAGUGUGUUGUGUUUGUUGUUGAAUAUAGACAUAAAAAUACAACCAAAGAAAUAACUUAGAGAAUCUGUAGCUUUAAAUCACCGUUUCUUGUCCCUGGACAGAUUCAUGGUAAGGGAAAUCUAUAUACAGUCAGUAACUUUCAUAUUCCUUUACUGUAUUAGACUGAGACAGCUACACUUCUCUAAUGUUCACAACUAUCAAGGAUGUUUUAAAGCAAGACUUUGAUACUACAACACUGCCAGCUUGUUAUCAUCUGCAGGCUGUAGCUCCCCUGGGUUAAAAAUAUUAAUAUUGUAGCCUAGUUUUUUAGUGAUAUCUAGUCAGUUUAGUAGGUAUAGCAGGUUUAUUGACUUUGUUACACACAGAAAAGGGUGUUCUAGCUUCAAAAAGUGUACUUUUGUGUGUGCAUGACAGAUAUAUACGUGUAAUUAGCAUUGCAAAGUGUCAAAGUGGCAAUGAACAUGU